Messenger RNA from Nerophis ophidion (straightnose pipefish), 7303 nucleotides. RefSeq names its product coronin 7 (gene coro7). Gene Ontology annotation, biological process: protein import into mitochondrial matrix. Gene Ontology annotation, molecular function: protein binding. The transcript is spliced from 28 exons. Gene Ontology annotation, cellular component: TIM23 mitochondrial import inner membrane translocase complex. The coding region runs from base 160 to 2949 and encodes 929 amino acids. The record is from RefSeq and is a predicted model, not a curated record. NCBI's taxonomy places the organism in Eukaryota, Metazoa, Chordata, Actinopteri, Syngnathiformes, Syngnathidae.
UGUAGUGUACGAGUGCGACUCCGCCCCGCCGCGACGUCCGCGUGUAUCAAACCAAGGAAACACCAGCGCCGGACUGCCAAACUGCUGUCAGCUGUGUAAGGACCCCUUCACUGCACUCCAGACGAACAGACACACGCAACGUCCAACCCGGAAGGCAACAUGAACCGCUUUAAGAUCUCCAAAUUCAAAAACACCACUCCGAAAAUCGCCAAGAAGGACGAAUGGAUCAAUAAUGUCCGUGCUGGAUCUUUUGCUGGCCAGGGGAACCACAUCAAGGCCAGCUCCAAGUUGGUGGCCUUUAACACUGAGCAGGCCGGGGGCAGCAUACUGGGCCUGUCAUCAGUGAAGCCUGCAGCAGAUGGCCAAUGGACGGUCACUAACAUCCCCUGUCAUUCCGAUCUGGUCACUGACUUGGACUUUUCUCCUUUCGACGAGUGUCUCCUGGCAACGUGCUCCGCGGAUAAAACGGUGAAGCUGUGGCGUUUAUGCAAUCCAGACCUGGAUCAGCCCACAGACCCGGAGCUCAUCCUUCACCCCGGCCAGGGCAGGCUGGAGCUGGUGCUUUUCCACCCGACCUCUUCGGGUUUGCUGGCCGUUGGUUCCUCCAAGGGUGUGCUUAUUUGGGACACAAACCGCCAGGAGGCACCUUUAGCUGUUCUGGAGGAGCACGCUGACCAACUGCAGAGUCUGAGCUGGAAACAGGACGGUUCCCUGCUGGCUUCCACGUGCAAGGACAAGAUGCUGCGAGUGUUUGACCCCAGGGCCCAGCUGAAACCUGUUCAGAGCGCCACCUGCCUGCAGAACAACAAAGAUUCCCGCACCUUGUGGGCCAAAGAUGACCUCCUGUUUACCACCGGCUUCGAUAGGAUGCGUAGCGGAGAGGUGAAGCUUUGGGACAGCAGGAAGUUGUCUUCUUCAUUGAGCUCCGUUACCAUUGGCACAACCAGUGGGACAUUGAUUCCUCUCUUUGAUGGCGACACUGGUCUGCUGGUGCUGGCUGCCAUGGGCUACACUGCGACUGAUUGUUUCGAAGUAUCCACCUCGGAGCCCUUCCUCACUCAAGUAAGCCACUGUCUGACCGACUCGUCGACACGCGGCGUCGCCACGGUACCCAAGCUGGCGUUGGACCUCCUGUCCUGCGAAGUGAUGCGUGUGCUCCAGCUGACGGACAACUGCAUCAUACCCAUCAGCUAUCAAGUCCCUCGCAAGAGUUCGGCCCACGACUUCCACGCUGACCUUUACCCCGACACGGCGGGUGUGACCCCGGCAAUGACCGCCGAGGAGUGGUGGGCGGGAGGAAACAAGCAGGUGCAAAGAGUCAGCCUCCAUCCAGACAAGCAGCUCAAAGCCAAGGCGACAGCAGCCAAUCAGAAGCCUGCAAAGAAGGACCUCAUCAGUGGAGACACCAAGGAGGGGACUCGUGGUUGUUCCACCUCCAGCAGUCCUCUGAGCUCCCCCAGCACCAGUGCCGCUGCAUCCUGCUCGCCGUCGUCCACUUCGGGUCUCUCCUCUGGCUUCCUCCCCUCACCAAGUCCCAGCCAGGGGGCCAAAGCUAUCCAGAACUUCCUAGGACCAAGCUCCAAGUUCCGUCACAUCCAGGGUGCGGUGGCACACCGGGACAUGCACAUCACCAACAUACGAGACCUCAACCUGACCACGCCGGGCGAGUGCGACGGCUUCUGUGUCAACCGUCAACGCGCUGCCGUGCCCCUCGGCAUAUCCGGUGGACAGGUCGCCAUCUUCGAGCGCGAUCAACCCGGAAGACUGCCCGACUCGUCUCUGCCCACCGUCCAGAACUCCGUCAACGUGGUCGACCUUUGCUGGGACCCUUUUGACGUGGACCGACUCGCCGUGGCUGGUGAUGAUGCAAAGAUCCGAGUGUGGAAAAUACCAACCGGCGGCCUCAAAGAGACGCUGACCGAGCCCGAGCUCAUCUUGCAAGGUCACACGGAGAAAAUCUACUCCAUCAAGUUCCACCCUUUGGCCAGUGGCCUGCUGGUGUCUUCGUCCUAUGACCUCACCCUCAGACUGUGGAACAUGGAGGAUGGGGAGCAGGUGAAGCUCCUCACUGGACACCAGGAUCAGGUGUUCUGCAUGGCUUGGAGCCUGGAUGGCAAGCUGCUGGCGACCGUGUGCAAAGAUGGAAAAAUCCGCAUCUACGACCCCCGCAAGUCCACUGCACCUGUGCAGGAGGCUCCUGGUCCUGAGGGCCACAGAGGAGCUCGUGUGGUGUGGGUGUGUCAGGGCAAGUACCUGCUGGUGUCUGGAUUUAACAGCUGCAGUGAGAGAGUCCUCUACUUGUACUCCGCCGUCUCCCUGUCCUCCGGAGUGGUAGCCAGCGUCUCCUUGGACGUCUCCCCCUCAACGCUGAUCCCUUUUUACGACCCCGACACCAGUGUGGUCCUCCUCACUGGGAAAGGGGACACCAGGGUGGUGAUCUACGAAGUCCUGCCUGAAGAGCCUUACUUCCUGGAGUGCUGCAGUUUUAACAGUCCUGGGCCGCAUAAGGGUUUGGCCUUCUUGCAAAAGUCGGAGUGCAACGUGCGUGAAGUGGAGAUAGCUGCAGCGCUGAUGCUAACCAAGACCUCCUUGGAGCCUGUGGUCUUCAAGGUGCCAAGGGUCAAGAAAGAGUUUUUCCAGGAUGAUGUGUACCCAGACACGAGCGUGUGCUGGGAACCGGCACUGACCGCCUCGGCCUGGCUCGGCAACAUUGACGCAAAGCACAGAAAGAUCAGCCUCAGGCCUGCUGACAUGGCGCCCGUGAGCGAAGCCCCCAAAGAGGCCCCAGUGAGGAAGUACAUGCCCUCUUCCUUCUAUCUGGAGGAGAAGACUGAUGAGCAGAAGAAAGAGGAGCUCCUGGUUGCCAUGGUCGCCAAGUUGGGAAACAUGGACGACCCGUUACCGCAGGAGUCCUUCGAGGGGGUCGAUGAGGACGAGUGGGAUGAUUAAAAGUGGAGCGGGGGCCCAGUGUAAAGUCGUGUACGUGCUCACACCCACACACUGUAUCACUCCGAGGAAUCUGCACCAUUCAAAAUGGUCAUUCAGUCACUCUGCUGUCUUUAUAUAAACCUUAUGGAUUGUUCAAGUCUUAAAUGUGCAACAAAACGUUCAGGGAUUCAAAAAAAACAACAAUAACUUCUUUCAAAAUGUGCAAGUGCCACAUCAUUAGGUACACAAUCUAAGAUGUUUACUAUUCCGGAUGUGUCUUUAUUGUUAUACUGCUUGCUUUUACCUAACACUCUUAUUAUGUAAGCACAAUCGAUGAAAUAUGUUUUUAUGCUUGAUGAGCAAGCAGACAUAAUCAAGGAUACAACAGGGUUCAUAUUUGGCUGAACUGGAUUUUUUUUUUUUUUUUAUUAAACAGUGUAGUUUUUCGAAGGUAUUUCAAUUCUAUUGCUGUUGUAUUUGUACCAUUUAUAUAUUUUCUACAUUGGGGGAUCUUCAUUAACUGUAGUUUGGCUCGAGAGGACCUUUUUAACGGGACCACUUCUUUACUCAACAUUUAGUGUACUUUCUCUGUGGGAUCUUUUUCUACGUGGGUGUUUCUUGAUAUGCAACCACACGGUAAAAUGACAGUAUUAGUUCAAAACCCGAAACCAGUGAAUCGGAAAUAAUAAAAACAGAAUACAAUGAUUAGCAAAUUAGUUCCAACUGCAAAGACAAGAUAUUUAAAGUUCGAAGUGAGAAACACAUUUUUUUUGUGUGCAAAUAAUCAUUAACUUAGACCAGGGGUCACCAACCUUUUUGAAACCAAGAGCUACUUCUUGGGUACUGAUUAAUGCGAAGGGCUACCAGUUUGAUACACACUUAAAUAAAUAGCCAGAAAUAGCCAAUUAGCUCAAUUUACCUUUAAUUAACAAAUCUAUAUGUAUUAAAAAAAUGGGUAUUUCUGUCUGUGAUUCCGUCGUACAUUUUUUUUCCUUUUAGGGAAGAUUUUUUUGUACAGAAUAAAUGAUGAAAAAAACACUUAGUUGAACGGUUUAAAAGAGGAGAAAACACGAAAAAAAUAAAAAUUAAAUUUUGAAACAUAGUUUAUCUUCAAUUUCGACUCUUUAAAAUUCAAAAUUCAACCGGAAAAAAUGUAGAGAAAAACUAGCUAAUUCAAAUCUUUUUGAAAAAAUUAAUAAAAGAAUUUAUAGAACAUCAUUCGUAAUUUUUCCUGAUUAAGAUUAUUUUAGAAUUUUGAUGACAUGUUUUAAAUAGGUUAAAAUCCAAUCUUUGUUAGAAUAUUUAACAAAUUGGACCAAGCUAUAUUUCUAACAAAGACAAAUCAUUAUUUCUUCUAGAUUUUCCAGAACAAAAAUUUUAAAAUAAAUUCAAAAGACUUUGAAAUAAGACUUAAAUUUCAGUCUACAGAUUUUCUAGAUUUGCCAGAAUAAUUUUUGGGAAUUUUAAUCAUAAUGAGUUUGAAGAAAUAUUUCACAAAUAUUCUUCGUCGAAAAAAACAGAAGCUAAAAUUAAGAAUUAAAUUAAAAUGUAUUUAUUAUUCUUUACAAUAAAAAAUAAAAAAAAUACUUGAACAUUGAUUUAAAUUGUCAGGAAAGAAGAGGAAGGAAAUUAAAAGGUAAAAAGGUAUAUGUGUUUAAAAAUCCUAAAAUCAUUUUUAAGGUAGUAUUUUUUCUCUAAAAUUGUCUUUCUGAAAGUUAAAAGAAGCAAAUUUAAAAAAUUUAUGAAUUUAUUUAAACAAGUGAAGACCAAGUCUUUAAAAUAUUUUCUAGGAUUUUCAAAUUCUAUUUGAGUUUUUUCUCUCUUAGAAUUAAAAAUGUCGAGCAAAGCGAGACCAGCUUGCUAGUAAAUAGAUACAAUUUAAAAAACAGAGGCAGCUCACUGGUAAGUGCUGCUAUUUGAGCUAUUUUUAGAACAGGCCAGCGGGCGACUCAUCUGGUCCUUAUGGGCUACCUGCUGCCCGCGUGCACCGCGUUGGUGACCCCUGACGUAGAAUUUACUGGCAGCAACAUAUUCCAAAAAAGUUGGCACAGGUGCAUUUUUACCACUGUGUUACAUGGCCUUUCCUUUUAACAACACUCAGUAAACGCCUGGGAACUGAGGACACCAUUUUUUUAGCUUUUCAGGUGGAAUUCUUUCCAAUUCUUGCUUGAUGUACACCAGACCUGGGCAAAUUAAGGCCCGGGGGCCACAAGUGGCCCGUUGAGCUUUUCAAUCCGGCCUGGCCGGACAUUCCCAAAUAAUUUAUUUUAGAUCUUUAAGAUGGAAAGUGUUGCUGCCGUUAUGAUGUGCAGUCAUGUUUUCUAAGUCUUCAACUAUACAAAGUAUUUCAAUGGUUGGAAUCUGCGCUUAUGGAUGAUACACCAGUUACUAUGGUCAUCUAAUUAGUUACUAUGGUCAUCUAAUUAGUUACUAUGGUCAUCUACGUCACAGCAGCUCAGACGAGGCACCAAGCAGUCUGGGCAGGAAGCGUUUCCACAGACGCGGAAGGAGAUUUUCACAACAAAGUUCUAAAGCUUAGUGAUAUAUAGAAUAGAAUAGAACGUACUUUAUUGAUCCCUGGGGGGAAUUCAGCAAAUAUCAGAUGUAUCAGAUUGCAGGUGGGUUUAUUUUGUACCCUUUGCGUUCAUAUUUCACUGUAUGUUGCAUUUUUGUUGCGUUUCGCUUGAUUGUAAAAUGUCGAUCGAAAGCGGGGGUGACGUUCAUAUUUUGUCAAUAUUCAGUGUUUUAUCCUUCAUAGAAUAAUGUAACAUUCCGUUACGUUUUUUAAGGCGGUCUGUCAUAACGUUUUUAGCAUUCAAUCAGACAUUAUUGUGAGGUUUUGUAUUAGUGUUCCUAAAAAUAGAUCUACCGUCCUCCAGACACAUUUUUUCUCUAAAUGUGGCCCUCCGAGUCAAAAAUAAUUGCCCAGGCCUGAUGUACAGCUUAAGUUGUUCAUCAGUCCAGGGUCUCUGUUGUGGUAUUUUACGCUUCAUAAUGCGCCACACAAUUCAGGGGUAGACAGGUCUGGACUACAGGCAGGCCAGUGUAGUACCUGCACUCUUUUACUAUGGAGCUACGCUGUUGUAACACGUGCAGACUGUGGCUUGGCAUUGUCUUGCUGAAAUAAGCAGGGGCGUCCAUGAUAACGUUGCUUGGAUGACAACAUAUGUUGCUCCAAAUCCUGUAUGUACCAUUCAGCAAUAAUGGUGCCUUCACAGAUGUGUAAGUUACCCAUGUCUUGGGCACUAAUACACCCCCAUACCAUCACAAAUGCUGGCUUUUGAACUUUGCACCUAUAACAAUCCGGAUAGUUCUUUUCCUCUUUGGUCCGGAAGACACGACGUCCGCAGUUCCCAAAACAAAUUUGAAAUGUGGACUCGUUAGACCACAGAACACUUUUCCACUUUGCAUCAGUCCUUCUUAAAUGAGCUCGGGCCCAGCGAAGCGUUUCUGGGUGUUGUUGAUAAAUGGCUUUCGCUUCGCACAGUAGAGUUUUAACUUGCACUUACACAUGUAGUGACCAACUGUAGUUACUGAGAGUGGUUUUCUGAAGUGUCCCUGAGCCCAUGUGGUGAUAUCCUUUACACACUGAUGUCGGUUUUCCUGAAAGAUCAAAGGUCAUGGGCAUUGCCGCUUAUGUGCAUUGAUUUCUCUAUGGACCGUAGAUGGUGAAAUCCCUAAUUUUUUUGCAAUAGCUUGUUGAGAAAUGUUGUUCUUAAACUGUUGGACUACUUGCUCACGCAUUCGUUCACAAAGUGGUGACCCUCCCCCCAUCCUUGUUUGGGAGAUUGAGCAUUUCAUGGAAGUUGCUUUUAUAUCCAAUCAUGGCACCCACAUGUUCCCAAUUAGCCUGUUCACCUGUGGGAUGUUCCAAAUACGUUGUUUGAUGAGCAUUCCUCAACUUUCUCAGUCUUUUUUGGCCAUUUGUGCCAGCUUUUUUGAAUAAUGUUGCAAACAUCAAAUUCCAAAAAAUAACAACGGUUCUCAUUUAAAUAUCUUGUCUUUGCAGUCUAUUCAAUUGAAUAUAGGUUGAAAAGGAUUUGCAAAUCAUUGUAUUCUGUUUUUAUUUACCAUUUACACAACGUGCCAACUUCACUGGUUUUGGGUUUUGUAAAAUACAAAGAAGCCAUGACAAAUUACGCAUCUUGUAACCUCUGAUGGACUGAAUUAAAGCCAGCUGUUCAGUCAUAUGCAUGUGAACUGCAGGUGUCCUCAGUGUUUGUGCAAUGAUUUUGCUGUAAGGUUCUAAUGUAUGUACUUGUGCUACUACCCACACGCCACAAUCAUUUAUGGAUACUAACAGGGAAAUAUGAAUAGGUGUAAGAUAUGUUUUUUCCUACAUUGACUUACAUUAAACACAUUCUGACCAAUUUUA